Carassius gibelio (silver crucian carp) is the source of this 1117-nucleotide messenger RNA. Its product is annotated as ubiquitin carboxyl-terminal hydrolase isozyme L1. Bases 122 to 778 code for a protein of 218 amino acids. Gene Ontology annotation, biological process: protein deubiquitination; ubiquitin-dependent protein catabolic process. Gene Ontology annotation, cellular component: cytoplasm. The transcript has 9 exons. Lineage: Eukaryota; Metazoa; Chordata; Actinopteri; Cypriniformes; Cyprinidae. The record is from RefSeq and is a predicted model, not a curated record. Gene Ontology annotation, molecular function: cysteine-type deubiquitinase activity.
GGUCUGUGCAAAUGGAAUAUGACCGGUCGCAUAUGAUCCUCGUGCGCCUUCAGUCUGGUUUGUGUUUCUCGGGCGGCGCCUUUCAGAUCUCAAGAAGUGACACUCACGAGCCUCUGCAAUCAUGGAGUGGAAACCGAUGGAAAUAAACCCUGAGAUGCUGAAUAAGGUGUUGAGUAAGUUGGGUGUGGGCUCGAGUUGGCGUUUUGUGGAUGUUUUGGGUCUGGAGGAUGAGUCUCUGUCAGGGGUGCCCUCACCCUGCUGUGCCAUGAUGCUGCUCUUCCCUUUAACGCAACAGCAUGAGGAGUUUCGUUCCAAACAGUCUGUUGAUGACUGUAAAGAUGUGUAUUUUCUGAAACAAACUGUGGUCAACUCUUGUGGAACUGUGGGUUUGGUGCAUGCUGUGGCCAACAACCAGGACAGUGUUGAUUUCGACAGUGACUCUGUGCUGAAGAAGCUUCUAGAAGACACCUCUAAGAUGUCUGCUGCAGAAAGAGCCAAAGCAUUUGAACAAAAUAAGGCCAUCCAGGAGUUUCAUGAUGCGGUUGCUGAUGAAGGACUGUGUCAACCAGAGCCAGACAAAGUUAACUUCCAUUUCAUUACCUUUGUCAAUGUGAACGGUCAGCUUUAUGAGCUGGAUGGCAGAAUGGAUGGACCUGUGAAUCAUGGACCUACAAAGCAAGGAAGCUUCGUCAUGGAUGCUGCAAGGGUGUGCCGUGAGUUUACGGAGCGGGAGAAAGGGGAGGUGCGUUUCUCUGCUGUGGCUCUCUGCAAAGUCUGAGGAGCCAGACCACUUCGCUUGAACCAUGAGCAGUUCCUGAAAACCCUUCAAGCACUUACUACACAGAGCACAGAAUCCAAUCCUGUAUUACGCUACACAAACUGCCUGCCUGCCUGUCUGACUGUGAAUUACUGUUUCUUAGUUCUCUUUUUGUCUCCCUUGUCUAUCGGCAACUACUAAGCUCUUUGUAAACAUCAAUUAGCUUUUGUUGAUUUUACCUCAUUUCCUUCAAGUGUGAAUAUUUUGGGCACUUUUUGAUGGGGGCAACAUUUAGCAGAAAUUAUGUGAACUCGAUAAGCUUGGGGCCUAUGUUCAAAAUAAAAAGACUGAGAAGGGUAA